AUGUCAAUCCUUGAACCUAUUUAUCUUGCCAAUGUUGCUCUUUAUAUUAAAGAGUCUAUUGAAUUAAUUAAUUUAAUAAAAGUAAGUUCAUUUUGUAAAGAAGGUGUUCAAAUGUUACACCGUUGUUGUUUAUUUAAAAAUCACUUAAAUCAAAUGAAGAAAAUUAUCCCACAAUUAUCAACAAUAGAAAUAGAUUGUGUUGAUCAAUUAAUAUUAUAUCAAGAUGAAUUAGAAACUAUUGACUCUAUUAUAUUAAAUCAACCAAUUUAUUCUCUUGAACAAAUUCCAAUAUCAUUACUUUCUCAUAUUUCAUCAUUAAAAAUCACUUCUCCAAUUGAUUUAUCACUACUUAAUAAUUUAAAAGAACUUAUUAUUGAUAUUUCUUCAAAUAUUCAAGCAGCUCAAAAUCUUAGUCAAUUCUUUAACUCAAUCCAUCCUCAUUUAAAAGUUCAUUUUAUUGUUUCAUUAGGAAUUGAAAGUAAUUUCUUUAGAUCAAUAGAUUAUUACUGUUUUGAUGAAAUUAUUAUUGAAUUUUUAAAUGAAUUAGGAAAAAAGUCAUUUGAUGAAUUACUUAGUAUUCCAUUUAUUGAUAAAAAGUGUAAAAUUAUAAGUAGAAAUCAAACACUUUCAAGUCAUAACCAUCGAGUAUAUUAUUUUUAUCCAUUAAUAGAAAUUCACAGUAAUAAAGAGAUAGAAAUUUUAGAAUUAAGAAAUGUUCAAGAAUGUGUUAUAAAUCAACAACACUUAGAAGAAAGUAUUGAUUUAAGACAAUUAAAUUUAAAAAAAGUUAAAAUAAUUGGAAGUAAUAAUAUUCAACUUCCUUCAUCAAUUGAAGAAAUUGAAUUAGUUCGUACAUAUAUUGAUUUAACUGAAUUUCAUCAAUUAAAGAAAAUGACUGUUGUAAGUUAUAAUCAACAAAUAGAAAUACCUGAAAGUGUAGAGAGUAUUAUAUUAAAACAUUGUAGAAGUACUUCAGUCCUUUGUCAUUCAAAGAAAGUUAGAGAAUUAGAAAUUUAUGGACAGUGUCAAUUUUCUCUUCCACUAAGUAGUCAAUUAAAUAAAAUUGUAUUUGAUGGUAUUCAACUUCAAAAAGAUACUUUUAAAGGAAUAAAUGAAUUAAAAAACCUUCAUUUAAUUCGUUGUAGAGUGAAUGAAAAAAUAGAAUUUCCUAAAAAAAUUGAACAAUUAAUUACAACUGAUAAUUGUAUUCCACAAGGUUCAAUUGAAUUACAUCAAAUUAGUAUUGAAAAAGAAGGAAGAACUCAAUUAAAUUUAAAGGAUUUUAAAGGAAUAAAAAAAAUUGAAUUUGUUGGAUAUACUUGUUCUGAUGCUACUAUUCAAAAUUCAUUAUUACCAAUUUCACUUCAAUCCAUUUGUUUUAGACAUUGUUGUGGAGAUUUAAAUACAAUUAAAUAUAUUCAAAGUAUUCCACAUAUUGAAUUAAUUGACUCACCACAAUUACUUCUAAUAUAA
Molecule: messenger RNA, 1473 nt
Organism: Entamoeba dispar SAW760
Lineage: Eukaryota; Evosea; Mastigamoebida; Endamoebidae
Exons: 1
Coding region: 1-1473 (490 amino acids)
Source: RefSeq, a predicted model, not a curated record